Lasiodiplodia theobromae is the source of this 975-nucleotide messenger RNA. Its product is annotated as Protein serac1. The transcript is spliced from 5 exons. The coding region runs from base 1 to 975 and encodes 324 amino acids. The record is from RefSeq and is a predicted model, not a curated record. NCBI's taxonomy places the organism in Eukaryota, Fungi, Ascomycota, Dothideomycetes, Botryosphaeriales, Botryosphaeriaceae.
AUGGUAUCGCAAUCGGAUAUCACAUACAGACUGGGGGGAAUACCAGAUCACUAUGGAAAUGAUGAGGUCUCUCAGCUGGUCGCUCAGUUGCUCGGGCUGGAUGUUGGUGCGAUCUGGGUGCGCUCACUUGCAAGCCACCCAUUUCGAGAGAGGGAGAAGGUCGCAACACUGAAUCUGCGGGAACGAGCAUGGGAACUUGAGAAUGGAACGAAUGAAUGGACAUUUCACUACACCAACCCUAAUUCAGGAGAGGCUCUGGACAUUGUGCUCGACACAAAUUUCAUUGGAAUCACUCCGUUGCAUGGGACGCCAGACGAGAGGUGCGAUGCUUGUUGUAUUGCUCUUUCCGGCCUCAACGCACACGCUUUCGGGUCAUUCAAAGCCAGGUCCGACAGUUUCAUGUGGCUCCGCGACGCGUUGCCAAUGGAUCUGCCAGGCAGCAGGAUGUAUAUCUACGGCUAUGAUACCAGCAUGGUCGACAGCCUUUCCAGACAAACUAUUUUGGAUCUUGGUCUAUAUUUCGCCGAGAAUCUCAAAGCCCUCGUAGGCGGAUCGAGUAGUGCGCCUCCUAAAUCUCUUCUUCUUAUCGGGCACAGCCUUGGAGGUCUGGUACUUGAACAGGGUCAGCCGAACGAAGGUCUCAUCUCUUGUUUGAGGAUGGACUCAGAUUUUCUUGAACUUCAGCAGGAGGACUUUGCUACAGCCCGCUCAAAGAUGCGUAAUGCUCAGGUAAUCGCCUUCUACGAAACAGUUGAUACGCCCACUGUAGAAAGGGACCGAGAGUCACAAAAAUGGAUGAUGACCGGCUCUCCAGCUCUUUUGGUCUCAAAGUCGUCUGCAACGAUGGGGUGCGAUGCUACCAUACCGAUCAACAGAAACCAUUCCGAAAUCGUGAAGUUCCCGAGACAGCACAACGAGUAUUUCGUGGUCGUCAACCGACUCAGGGAGUUGAGGAAACUGCGCUGCGCUCGCUAG